This is a messenger RNA of Coregonus sp. 'balchen', 2247 nucleotides long. The record is from the annotation of a GenBank genome assembly. Lineage: Eukaryota; Metazoa; Chordata; Actinopteri; Salmoniformes; Salmonidae.
AGAUCGAGGACAUGUCCCCCAGACAGUCCCGGGUCUUCACAGCAGACACAAUGCAGCGUGUGUCCUGUCGGGCCCCGCAUGGAAAGCCCCAGCCCGAGGUGUGGUGGGAGCGGGAAGGGGUGCGCGUCCCCACGGAGGGCCGGGUGUACCAGGAGGGGAGUGAGCUGGUCUUCAGCCCCACCGAGCAGGGCGACUCGGGCUCCUACACCUGCGUGGCCCAGAACAAGGCGGGCCGCAAGACCCAGGACCUGACCUUCACAGUGGCCAGUGAGUCAGACCAAUAUCUCCUGACCUAUUACAUCAUGGCUAGGGCCAGGAGGUGUCCUGAUCAUGGAAAACUCUGGUCCCUAUUAUAGGGUUGUCCUUUAGUCAUGAUUGGUCCAUUAUUUUUCUUCCCACGGGGGGCCAGUAUGAAAAAUAAAAAAAUAAUGUAUGCACUAACUAACUGUAAGUCGCUCUGGAUAAGAGCGUCUGCUAAAUGACUAAAAUGUAAAAUGUAAAAUGUAAGCAAGGGGUACAUUUGGGAUUCAGCAUGAUUGACACUGGCUUCUACUAGACUAAUAAUAAUUCAUUUGUGUGUGUGAUUCAGCUGCCCCAGUGUGGGUAACCAAGCCCCAGGACAGCUACCUGGAGGAGGGAAGACCAGGCUACCUCCACUGCCACGCCCAGGCUACCCCUGAGCCUGAGGUCACCUGGCUCCGAAACAACAUUAUAGUCAUGCCUGAGGUCAGUAGCUCUUUCUCUUUCUCUCUCUCAUUAUCUCUCUCACACACACACACCACUUAUUUUGACCAGGGCCCAUAGGACUCUGUUUAUGUUAGUAUGGUAAGGAUCAGGAUUGAACUGUUGACCUUACACGCUAAUGACUUCCAGUUAGGAGCUGCACGUACUGUAUCUAGGCUAUUCCUCUCCAUCCUCUACCCUUCUCCCUCUCUUCUCCAUCAGGACUCACGCUUUACAGUGUUCCCCAAUGGUACCCUGCGCAUCAACAAUGUGGAGGUGUAUGAUGGUCAGAUGUAUGGCUGUGAGAGCAAGACAGAGGGAGGCAGGCUGUCUGGACACGCCAGAGUCUAUGUACUGGGUGAGCUGGAAUUACCUGGUGUGUGUGUGUGUGUGUGUGUGUGUGUGUGUGUGUGUGCAUGUGCGCGGGUGUGUGUGUGUGAUCAGUCAGUUUAACCUUAGAUCCUGAUACCCUUGUCUUCCUUCAUUCAGCCAUGUGAAUGUAUGUGCUUGCAUCUGCAUCUUUUUAAAUGUGUCUGAACAUGCUGUGAAUAGCUUUGAAUAGUGUACCAUGGCACUGAGGCACUCUCUCUUUAGCCUGGUCCCAGAUCUGUUUGUACUGUCUUGCCAACUCCUAUGGAUGGUCACUGUUAUACAGCACAAACAGAUCUGGGACCAGGCUAAUCUCUCUUAGCUGUGUGUUUAAUAUGGUGUUUUACCUUUGACCUGUGGGUUCCAGAGAAGCUGAAGUUCACCCCUACGCCCCAACCGUCCCAGUGCCUGGAGCUGGACAAGGAGGUCAACAUCCAGUGUUCUGCUACAGGCAGAGAGACCCCCAUCAUCAAAUGGACCAAAGCAGGUGAGUGCAGGGUGGUCCUACUCAGUGCUAGAGCACAAUAUCCUAGAUGCCAUCUGCUGUCGUUGUGCCUUUGAGCAAGGCACUUAACCCUUAAACUGCUCUAGGGGUGCAGCAAUGUGACUGACCCGGUGUUCCAACCUCUCCGUGGGUGUUUGUGUAUGUUUCAGAGGGUUGAGAUGAAGCCAUUGUCACAGGUCACAGAGAUGAAAAAAGACAAAUAUCUGUGUCCUUUGACAAUAUACAAUAAAGUAAUCAAUCUAUCUUCUUAUAAUAUCAGAUUAUGGAUAAUUUAGAAUACAGAAUCAUUAGAGAAGGAAAUGAAUUGUAGAUUGAAUCUGAUGAAUUACAUUUGAUAAUUUCCCUUCAUUUGUAUUGCCUAUGUUAGAUAAGAUCACUUCAUCCAUUACACUUAUAGCUGAUUCACACUAUUGAGCCGAGCACAGUAUGGUUCUGGACAGCACGAAAGUGGGGAAAGAAUAUCACAGUACUGUAGGUUCUCAGCCCUCGUUGAUCUCCUCUCUGACCCUCUGUCACCCACUACAGACAGUGGAGAGCUGCCUCCUCAUGUAGAGAUGAGGAACGGCCAGCUCCACUUCCCCAAAGUGACGCGCAGCGACGCAGGAAAUUACACCUGUAUCGCCUCCAACAACCUACAGGGGGAGAUCAGG